AUGGGUGAGUCAGGCGACGAUAUAGACCAAAUGUUCAGCACGUUAUUGGGAGAGAUGGAUCUUCUGACCCAGAGUUUAGGAGUUGACACUCUUCCUCCUCCUGAACCUAAACCACCCAGACAUGAAUUCAACUACAGUGUGGGUUUUAAAGAUUUAAAUGAGUCCUUAAAUGCCCUGGAAGACCAAGAUUUAGAUGCUCUCAUGGCAGAUCUGGUAGCAGACAUAAGCGAAGCUGAGCAGAGGACAAUCCAGGCACAGAAAGAGUCCUCUCAGAACCAGUGUCAUUCGGCAUCUCUGGAGGCAUCAAACGUAUGUGGGGCAGCCUCUCUUGGUUACGGAGGAAAUGUCGCUGUCAUGAGUGUCAGCCAGUAUGAGGACAAUUUGCCACCUCCACCAGCUGAUCCUAUGUUAGACCUUCCACUGCCACCACCCCCUCCUGAACCUCUCUCUCAGGAAGAUGAAGAAGCCCAAGCCAAGGCUGAUAAAAUUAAGAUGGCUUUGGAAAAACUGAAGGAGGCCAAGGUUAAGAAGCUCAUCAUCAAGGUGCACAUGAAUGACAACAGCACAAAGUCACUGAUGGUGGACGAGCGGCAGUUGGCCCGAGAUGUUCUGGAUAACCUUUUUGAGAAAACUCACUGCGACUGCAAUGUAGACUGGUGUCUUUAUGAAAUAUACCCAGAGCUACAAAUUGAGAGAUUUUUUGAAGACCAUGAAAAUGUUGUUGAAGUCUUAUCAGACUGGACAAGAGACACAGAAAAUAAAGUGCUAUUUGUGGAGAAGGAAGAAAAAUAUGCUGUAUUUAAAAACCCCCAGAACUUCUACUUCAAUAACAAAGGAAAAAAAGAAGGCAAGGAAACCAAUGAAAAAAUGAAUGCCAAGAACAAGGAAUCCUUACUUGAGGAAAGUUUCUGUGGGACAUCUGUCAUUGUACCAGAACUAGAAGGAGCUCUUUAUUUGAAAGAAGAUGGAAAGAAAACCUGGAAAAAGCGCUAUUUUCUUUUACGGGCUUCUGGAAUUUAUUAUGUACCCAAAGGAAAGACUAAGACAUCUCGAGACCUGGCGUGUUUUAUACAGUUUGAGAAUGUCAACAUUUACUACGGGACUCAGUGCAGAAUGAAAUAUAAGGCGCCCACAGACCACUGCUUUGUUUUAAAGCAUCCCCAAAUUCAGAAGGAGUCCCAGUACAUCAAGUAUCUCUGCUGUGAUGACGCAAGAACUCUCAACCAGUGGGUCAUGGGAAUAAGGAUCGCCAAGUAUGGAAAGACUCUCUAUGAGAACUACCAGCGGGCUAUGGCAAGGGCCGGGCUUGCCUCUCGGUGGACAAACCUGGGGACUGCCGGCGCAGCUACUCCAGCUCAGCCUUCUGCAGCAGGCACCGCCCAGCCCAAUGGUCAGAUUCCCCAGGCUGUGCAUUCUGUUGGCUCUGUCCUGGAAGAGGCCCAGAGACAUGUUGAAACAACUAAGGCCAAGAAGCCAGCCCUUGGUAACCACGACCCAGGAGCGCCCAGGGCCCUUCACCCGCCGAGGUCCAGCCUCCUCCCCCCGCCCCCUCCCGUGCGACGGUCGUCAGACACCUGCGGCAGCCCUGCCACGCCCCGCACGGCCAAGGGCUCGGGCGGCGGCGCCGCCGCCGCCGCCGCCGCCUCCUGCCGCGCUGACCCCCAAGUCCGACAGGCCGCCCCCCACGGCCGCCAAAAGGCCUCCCGUCCCCCCAAAGAGGCAAGAGAACCCAGGAUCCCCGAGCGGGGCGGGCAGCGGGGAGCAAGAUUUCAUGUCAGACCUGAUGAAAGCUUUGCAGAAGAAGAGGGGCAACGUGGCCUAGGGGGCCCGGGAAGCGUCCGUGUGUGACGGGGACGUCAUUUCUAACCUCACGUGCGUGUUUUGCUACUUCGCUGUCGUGACAUCAUGUUCAUUUUAGAUAAAGUGUUGAAAUGUUCCGACUAGAAAUGAUGUAAAACUUUUCACUGUCGUUCAAGUGCAUUCCUAACCAUUAACCUAAGACAGAAGUUAGAAUAUCUGCCUAAAUGUACAUAGCGCUCCUAUGUAUUUUCACCUAAAUGGAAUUUAUCUUAUCUUCCAAGCCAACUAAAAUGUUGUUUUCGGUUCAUUUAUUAUGUUCAGAAGCAUCAAAUUAAUAAAAAUUUCUCUUGAA
Galeopterus variegatus (Sunda flying lemur) is the source of this 2152-nucleotide messenger RNA. RefSeq names its product amyloid beta (A4) precursor protein-binding, family B, member 1 interacting protein (gene APBB1IP). Gene Ontology annotation, cellular component: plasma membrane; cytosol. Gene Ontology annotation, biological process: signal transduction. NCBI's taxonomy places the organism in Eukaryota, Metazoa, Chordata, Mammalia, Dermoptera, Cynocephalidae. The transcript has 14 exons. The record is from RefSeq and is a predicted model, not a curated record. Bases 1 to 1848 code for a protein of 615 amino acids.